Molecule: messenger RNA, 2338 nt
Organism: Apodemus sylvaticus (European woodmouse)
Lineage: Eukaryota; Metazoa; Chordata; Mammalia; Rodentia; Muridae
Gene: Uba5
Product: ubiquitin like modifier activating enzyme 5
Exons: 12
Coding region: 186-1397 (403 amino acids)
Biological process (GO): protein ufmylation
Cellular component (GO): cytoplasm; cytosol
Molecular function (GO): UFM1 activating enzyme activity
Source: RefSeq, a predicted model, not a curated record
CCCGGUGGGCGUGCCGGAGACGUGUCUUACUGGGACCAUUGGAGGCGCUUCCCGGGUGCCGGCACCUGGUAGUCUGUGUCUAGUCUUCCUGCAUUUCGUGGGCCGAGCGAGGCAGCGUGGGGAGGCGGCGGCGGCGGCGGCGGCGACGGUCCGGCCUGGGAUCGGAGGCCACCGGGAGCCCAGCCAUGGCCGAAUCGGUGGAGCGGCUGCGGCAGCGGGUUGAGGAGCUGGAGCAGGAGCUCGCCCGGGAGAGGAUCCGGCGGUCUGAAGGGGACGGCCACUGCGGCCGGACCCGCAUCCAGCAGAUGAGCGACGAGGUGGUGGACUCCAAUCCCUACAGCCGUCUGAUGGCAUUGAAACGGAUGGGAAUUGUCAGUGACUAUGAGAGAAUCCGUACCUAUGCUGUAGCAAUAGUAGGUGUUGGUGGAGUUGGUAGUGUGACUGCCGAGAUGCUGACAAGAUGUGGCAUUGGUAAGUUGCUGCUCUUUGACUACGACAAGGUGGAGCUGGCCAACAUGAAUCGGCUUUUCUUCCAGCCGUAUCAAGCAGGACUGAGUAAGGUCCACGCAGCGGAGCACACCCUGAGGAACAUUAACCCUGAUGUUCUGUUUGAAGUUCACAACUACAAUAUCACCACAGUGGAACACUUCGAACAUUUCAUGAAUAGAAUAAGUAAUGGCGGAUUAGAAGAAGGACAACCUGUUGACCUAGUUCUCAGCUGUGUGGACAACUUUGAAGCUCGAAUGGCAAUAAAUACGGCUUGUAAUGAACUUGGUCAGACAUGGAUGGAGUCUGGGGUCAGUGAAAAUGCAGUUUCCGGGCACAUCCAGCUCCUGGUCCCUGGAGAGUCGGCUUGCUUUGCGUGUGCGCCACCGCUUGUUGUCGCUUCAAAUAUUGAUGAGAAAACCCUGAAACGAGAAGGCGUCUGCGCGGCGAGUCUCCCCACCACCAUGGGGGUGGUGGCCGGGAUCUUGGUACAAAAUGUAUUAAAGUUUCUGUUAAAAUUUGGCACCGUCAGUUUUUACCUUGGAUACAAUGCAAUGCAGGAUUUUUUCCCUACCAUGUUCAUGAAGCCAAACCCUCAGUGUGAUGACAAAAACUGUAGGAAGCAACAAGAAGAAUACAAGAAGAGGGCAGCAGCGCUGCCCACACAGGAGGCUGCGCCCAAAGAGGAGGCAGAGGUCAUUCAUGAGGACAACGAGUGGGGUAUUGAGCUGGUGUCUGAGGUUUCAGAAGAGGAACUGAAGAACUCUUCAGGCCCUGUUCCCACCUUACCUGAAGGAAUUACAGUGGCAUACACAGUCCCAAAGAAGACAGAGGAGUCUGUUUCUGAAGUAACAGUGGAAGAUUCUGGUGAAAGCUUGGAAGAUCUCAUGGCCAAGAUGAAGAACAUGUAGACAGUGGGCUGGCUUCUGUCUUCUUAUCCAUGCUUAUGCUGUUCCCUUGGAAUUAAACAACUGGAACUAAUAAAACUUAGCGCCGCCUUAGGUGGCGUGUAUAUCUUCACUGAAUUGUUAUGCUGUGUGGAAUAUGGCUUCCUCGUGCUUCCCUAUACAACCUAAUCAGUAUCACAGCUACAGAAAGAGAGGAACGGACCAUUCCAUUCCAUAACUUCAUGUCUGUGGCCUGCGGCCCUGGAUGAUAAAUGGAGGAUAGAUUGUGUAGCCUGGUGGCUGUGGCUAACAAGUGUCGGAGUGAAUGGCUUCCUACUGGACAGUUACCCACUGAUAGUCUGACCAGGAGUGACUUUAAACAGCCUAUAGAAUAAAAACAUCCCUCAGAUGAUUCUGGAUGAAAUCGAAGCAGAAUGUCUUCAUUAGUAGUGUAUAAACCCAUGGGUUGACUAAGACAAAGCAUACAUGAAAGCAAGCUAUUUUCAUGGCAGACAGAAUUAUGUUCAGGAAACAUUGGUUAUCCUCAAAUUUUCAUCGAUCAAGGAAAAGCAUUGCUCUCUGUAGCAGAAGUGUCUGGAGUCACCAUGUUACUGAAGAACAGGCAUGAGUGCACCGUCCAUACUGUGUGCAGCAUAGAGUGUUCCUCAGGAUUUGAGUCCAUAAAUCCUGAGAUGUCAGCAAGGCUUGUCUGAGUGGUGGGCAAAACAAGGAACUCAAAACUGCCUCUACAGAGCUGCACAGGUAUUCAUUCUCUGCAAGGGUUCCAUUUCCCAACUGUGACCACUUCAGUUGUAAACUGAUGCUGAUGUGAACUAUCGGUGGCUUAACCUUGAAGCUAUGAAAUGUAUCAUUAUGAAUGUCUAAAUUAUGUGUAUUGGGAAAUGUUAGCAAAAGUUCAAAGUGCCAUUCCCACUUGUAAAAUAAAGUUGUAAAGACCAAUUCCA